AGAUUUUGUUUAUUUAUAUAUAAAAUACAUAAUAUAAAGGAGAAAAUAAAAAUGUGAAAUCGUCAUCUUAUGAGAGCAAAAUGAUUAAGAGUCACUCAUAAUAGUUGAACGAAUUAUAUAUUUCUAUUAGAGUGAUGCCAAAGACAAAAACAUCAGGCACAGCUCUAAUUAUAUUAAAAAACAAACAAAUACAAGUAUACUAUGUACUAACCAACAAUUGUAAGUGUUAUAUAAUAUUUCUUUACCAAGUUGUUCAAAACCAGCUAGCUAGUCUUUAACCCUUUUACACCCUCCAAAUCUUCCACAAUCUCACAAUUGUUAGACCCUUUUUCUUUCUCUUCCCAAAAUGGUUGUAAGAACAUCAUUUUUGAUCUUAUUAGCCUUUCAAGUUUUUCUCUUGUUAUCUUUUAGAGCCAAAGCCAAGUGUAAAACUGGCUGCAACCUUGCUUUGGCCUCAUAUUUUGUUUGGGAAGGAUCUAAUUUGAGUUAUAUCAGCACCAUAUUUGGUCAAAAUUUCACUGAGAUACUUAGAUACAAUCCUCAGGUACCCAACAAAGACAGCAUCAUUACAGGCACCAGAAUCAAUGUACCCUUCUCUUGUGAGUGCUUAAAUACUGAUUUUUUGGGUCAUACUUUCACAUACAAGACACAGUUUGGGGACACAUAUGACAAAGUUGCUGAAAUUGCUUUUGCUAAUCUCACCACUGAGGAUUGGGUGCACAGAGUGAACAGGUAUAAACCAACUAGGAUACCAGCUGGUUCUCCAAUCAAUGUAACCGUCAACUGCACAUGCGGUGAUAGACACGUGUCAAAGGAUUACGGGCUGUUUGCCACGUACCCUCUUCGGUCGGAAGAUAACUUGUCCUCCGUGGCAGCGGUGGCCGGCGUUCCACCCGAGUUGCUUGAGCUGUACAACCCGGGGCAGAGCUUUAGUGCAGGGAAUGGCAUUGUUUUUGUGCCUACAAAAGAUGGAGAAGGAAACUUUCGGCCACUCAAGUCAAGUAUCAUCAAUGAAGCAGGAAUUUCACGUAGAGACAUAGCAGGCAUAUCUGUUGCGGCCAUUGCUGGGACAACACUAGUGGCAUUUGGUAUAUACUUUGGGGUACUUCACUACAAAAGGAACAACAAGUUAGUGGAGCCCUUAACUCUGCUACCGGUUGCAUCUGAUCAAGACCAUGGCUGUGGUGGAAGCUGUAGUAGUUCAAAGCAGACAAUAUCAGCAUUAUCGGUUGGGAGUACUAGUACAGGUAUUACUGUGGAGAAAUCAGUUGAAUUCUCAUACCAAGAACUUGCCAAGGCUACUAAUGACUUUAGCUUGGAUAACAAGAUUGGCCAAGGUGGUUUUGGCUCUGUUUACUAUGCAGAGCUUAGAGGAGAGAAAGCGGCAUUGAAGAAGAUGGAUAUGCAAGCUUCAAAUGAAUUUCUUGCUGAACUCAGGAUUCUAACUCAUGUUCAUCAUUUGAAUCUGGUGCGGUUGAUAGGUUUUUGUGUGGAGGGCUCCUUAUUCUUAGUUUAUGAGUACAUUGAAAAUGGGAAUUUGAGUCAGCAUUUGCGUGGAUCAGGUAGAGACCCGUUGACAUGGUCAAGUCGAGUCCAAAUAGCAUUGGAUUCAGCUAGAGGACUUGAAUAUAUCCAUGAACACACUGUGCCUCUCUACAUCCACCGUGAUAUUAAGUCACCAAACAUUUUAAUAGACAAAAACUUCCGUGGAAAGGUUGCAGAUUUUGGACUUACAAAAUUGACUGAAUAUGGGAGUACUUCAUUGCAGACACGUCUUGUGGGUACAUUUGGAUAUAUGCCCCCUGAAUAUGCUCAGUAUGGUGAUGUCUCCCCAAAAGUAGAUGUUUAUGCUUUUGGAGUUGUCCUUUAUGAGCUUAUAUCAGCCAAAGAAGCUGUAGUCAGGACCAAAGAAUCUCCUACUUCCACCGAAUCAAAGGCACUUGUUGCUUUGUUUGAAGAUGUUCUUACUCAGCCUGAUCCCAAAGAAGAUCUCAUCAAAUUAAUUGACCCUAGGCUCGGCCAAAACUACCCAUUUGACUCGGUUUUGAAGAUGGCACAGCUUGCGAAAGCUUGUACACAUGAUAGUCCUCAACUUAGGCCAAGCAUGAGGUCAAUAGUGGUUGCACUAAUGACACUUACAUCUACAACUGAGGAUUGGGAUGUUGGUUCCUUCUACGAAAAUCAAGCUUUAACCAAUCUAAUGACAGGAAGGUAGUACGUACUAGCAUAUAGUAUGUAGCAAAGCCAAUUCUUGAGUCAUUCCAUACUUUGUUAUUUUUAAAAUUAUGUUUUUAUUUUUUGACAAGUGAUAUCAUCUCACACUAUUUAACUUUUUCUUGAUUUUGGGAAUACCAAUGCAUAUCAUUUUGUAGAUAAGUGAUCAUAUGGGAUUUUCAUUACAAUAUUCUUUUUAUUGAGAGAGGAUGUGCGUACAAUAACAAUUGUAACAAUUAGACUACUCGACCGGCCCAUUUAUCUAAUUAUAGUACAAAAUUCUCACA
Messenger RNA from Cannabis sativa, 2501 nucleotides. RefSeq names its product lysM domain receptor-like kinase 3. Lineage: Eukaryota; Viridiplantae; Streptophyta; Magnoliopsida; Rosales; Cannabaceae. Bases 347 to 2215 code for a protein of 622 amino acids. The transcript is spliced from 11 exons. Gene Ontology annotation, molecular function: ATP binding; transmembrane receptor protein kinase activity. The record is from RefSeq and is a predicted model, not a curated record. Gene Ontology annotation, biological process: protein phosphorylation; innate immune response.